CUGAGGUUAGGUUUAGGUUCAUAGGUUGUCGGAUGUUGUGAUAAAGUUGGGAAGGGAUGUUCGAGAUCUCAUCAGUGGUGGAAUAAAGUUUGACCUCAUGCUUUUGAAUUUUGAAACACAUUUGAAUUUCGCAAAGUGAUCUUUCGUUCUUUCUACAUCGAUUCUCAAUUUCUUGUGACCGAAUAUUUAACCAGUCUUUUUGCGUGACUUUGUCUCUGAAGGUGAAGUUUAUCAGAAUAGCUAUAGCUCCUCGCAGAAAUGUUGCCACAAAAUAGAUACAGAUGGUUCUACCGCAUCGUUCGCCAUAAUACACAACGCAUUGAUGAAGAGACGGCCGCUAAAUAUAAAUUUAGACUCGCUGCAGUAUAUGCUGUAAGUGCCUUUGGUAUUUUUUGUAUGGCAACAACCAUGCGUGAUAAAGACAAGGCCGAGAAGAGGAAGAAGUAUGGAAAUGAUGAAUUUGAGGGUAACUACUGGCUGCGGCUUUAUGAUGCAAAAAAAGCUACCAGGGUGAAACUCUCCGGACUUACCUAUGAGGGAACGGAGGAGUUUGAUCUCCAAAAAAUCAGGCAAGAAGAGAUAGCAAAGGGUGAAAAGCUCAUUGUAGAAGAUGGAGAUUUGCAGUUAUAACUCCAUUAUCCUCAAGUCAACGUAUCGAACACUCAACAACCAUUUGCAAGAAUCUUCAAGGUCCAAAAAAAGACCUUUAAGUUUUAGUAUUUUAUUGAUCCAAUGAUAUCAUAAUUAAGUUUCAAUUUUCAGCUACAGUGAAAUUUUGCUCUGCAUUGGUGUUCUCAGGAAUAAUUGAGUUUCUGAAUUUUUUGGGCACUCCUUGCCUCUAGAUCAGUUUACACAAGUGAAUCAGAUGGUAAUGUUGUCAUACUCGUAAAGUAAGAAGGGAUUGAAAUUGUAAUGUGCUUACAUUUUCCAAAAAAAAAACACUGAUUCUCUGCCUCUUCAAGCCGAAAAAUCUUAGGUAUGAAGCCAUAAAUUUUCAUAGAGUUGUACUUAAGUUUUAACAGAUCAAAGUAUGCCUCAUUCAGAAUAUGUAUCAAGACAAAGAAAAUAGAUCUCUCUAGAUGUCCUUAAGAAUUGUAGAGAUAAAUAUCAAGAAGUCACGACCCUUAGUCAAGGCCUUAGCUCUUUUGAGAUAAUAACAAAGAACUAAAAACUUUUUUGUGUUCUUAUAUUUUUUGAAAGUGUCAUAAGACAAGGAUUCAUUUGUACUGUCAUUGAUCCAGGGGAAAACUGUCCAUUUUACCUCCUGUUGAAUUUUAGUGGUACUUGCAGCUGUAGAAAAUUGUAAAAUUGCUUAAUAUAAUUUUCAUACUGUAAAUAAACCCAGGUAUUGUUUUUGUUC
Messenger RNA from Bemisia tabaci, 1360 nucleotides. RefSeq lists its product as uncharacterized. Lineage: Eukaryota; Metazoa; Arthropoda; Insecta; Hemiptera; Aleyrodidae. The record is from RefSeq and is a predicted model, not a curated record.